CGUGCACAAACCCCAAGUUCUCGCGGAGCUAUUUUUCCUCCGUUCCGUUAGCCACAGCAGCAGCUAGCCGCCUCUGGCUGGGACUCAGUGCGGGUCCGUCGCCGUGUCUCUUGACUGUUUGAUGAGGCUUGGACGCGGGGGGAAAUGUGGUCCUUUUUCGCCAGGGAUCCCGUCAAAGACUUCGCCUACGAGAUCCUCCCGGACAGCCCGGAGAAGUCGGGAAUAUGGACCCUGCAUCGGGGGAAGAGGAAGACCUCUGGAGAGCCGGUGUCGGUGUUUGUCUACGAGCUGGCCCAGGGAACCGAACCGCAGACCCAGCUGGCCAAGGCUGCCUUCAAGAGGAUGAAGACCCUGCGCCAUCCCAACAUUCUGGCUUAUGUGGACGGGCUGGAGAGAGAGACAGACAAGAGUCUUUAUUUGGUCACGGAGCAGGUGACUCCUCUUGCUGUUCACCUGAAGGCGCAGGCAGAGAAGGGGGAACUGGAGAUCUCCUGGGGUCUACAUCAGAUAGUGAAAGCUCUGAGUUUUCUGGUCAACGACUGCCACCUACUUCAUAACAACCUGGGGAUCUGGGCGGUCUUUGUGGACCGAGCUGGGGAGUGGAAGCUCGGCGCCCUCGAUCAUGUGGCACCGGAGCAGGGGGACCCCAGCGGGGUCGCGCUCCCCUGCCCCAAGACGGUUUACCCAGACAUGGAGAAAUACGACCCGCCAGAGACGUCCAACAGCGGCGCAGAGAAAUGGGCAGGGGAGGUGUGGCGACUGGGAUGUCUGAUAUGGGAGGUGUUCAACGGACCACUGCCUCGGACAUCUUCCCUCCGAUCUCUGGGAAAAAUUCCAAAGUCCCUGGUCCCCCACUACUGUGAGCUGGUCGGGGCUAAUCCCCGGGCCCGACCCAACCCGGCCCGCUUCCUCCAGAACUGCAGAGCCUCCGGAGGGUUCCUCAGCAACAGCUUUGUGGAAAGCAACCUUUUCCUGGAAGAGAUCCAGAUUAAGGAAGCGGCUGAGAAGCAGCAGUUUUUCCAGGACCUGAACGAUCAUCUGGACUCGUUUCCUGAAGACUUCUGUAAACACAAAGUCCUGCCUCAGCUGCUCACCGCCUUUGAGUUCGGAAACGCCGGCGCCGUCAUCCUGACGCCGCUCUUCAAGGUGGGGAAGUUCCUGUCAGCAGAAGAAUACCAACAGAAAAUCAUUCCUGUCAUCGUGAAGAUGUUUUCCUCCACAGAUCGAGCGAUGAGAAUACGACUUCUACAGCAGAUGGAGCAGUUCAUCCAGUAUCUGAACGAGGCGGCCGUCAACUCCCAGAUCUUCCCUCACGUCGUCCACGGCUUCACCGACACCAACCCCGCCAUCAGGGAGCAGACCGUUAAGUCCAUGCUGCUGCUCGCUCCCAAGCUGAACGAGGCCAACCUCAACCAGGAGCUCAUGCGCCACUUCGCCCGGCUGCAGGCCAGAGACGAGCAGGGCCCCAUCCGCUGCAACACCACCGUGUGUUUGGGCAAAAUCGCCUCCUACCUCAACGCCGGGACCCGGCAACGGAUUCUGAUCUCUGCCUUCUCCCGGGCCACCAAAGACCCGUUUCCCGCGUCCCGCUCUGCCGGCGUGCUGGGCUUCGCAGCAACGCACAACUACUACAGCGUCACAGAGAUCGCCGCCCGCAUCCUGCCCACCCUCUGCGCCGUCACUGUGGAUCCCGACAAGGGCGUCCGGGACCAGGCGUUCAAGGCCAUCAAGAGUUUCCUCUCCAAGCUGGAGGCCGUCUCUGAAGAUCCGAGCAAGCUGGCUGAGAUCGAGAAGGAUGUAGGAUCCAGCGCUCACCCGGCGGGAGCUUCCUCCAGCUGGGCGGGCUGGGCCGUGACCGGCGUCUCCUCGCUAACCUCCAAGCUGAUCCGCAACAACCCGGGUACGGAGGGGAGCGCAGCAGCCGAGGGGAGCGGGCCGGCCAACCCGGCCAGUCCCACCAGCGCCACUGACCCGGCAUCAGACCCGAGCAAAGAUAAAACCCAACAAUCCUCCUUGGCUCACCACGGUGCCAACCAGCCACAGACCCCUGAAGCCACAGACAACGACGGCGAGCAAAUCGGAGAGCGCUGGGACGACGAGGAGGACUGGGGCAGCCUGGAGGAGCCAGAGAGACGCCAGACGGAUGACUGGAACACCGACUGGUCUGGAGCAGCGGCCUCCAAAAAGAAGCCCAAUGAUAGAGGAGCUGGACGGUCGUCUGCCUCCAUGGCGGUGAAGAAGCAGAGCUCUGACUGGAGCAGCUCAGGCUGGGACGCCGACGACAGCUGGUCCAACGAGAAGGAGGGCCAGGGCCAGAGCUCGGCGGGGGAGGAGGGCUGGGGCAACGACUGGGCGGAGGAGGAGGAGGACGCGGACGUGACGGGCGGCGGUAAAAACCCGCCCCUUCCCGAAGGCGUGCGGCUAGCCAGCGAGUACAACUGGGACGGCAGCAGCAGCUCCGGGAAGGGCGCCACUCAGAACGACCUGUUCGCCAGCGUGUCUCAGAGGAGCACCUCUGCGACCACGGCUGGAGACAGCUGGGGAUCAGAGACGAUAGGAGACUGGGGAACCGAGAGCUGGGAGUCAGUGGAGGGAGGCCAGAAUCUCAGCAAGGCAGAGCUGUCUAAGAAGAAACGAGAGGAGAGGAGGAAAGAGCUGGAGGCCAAACGGGCAGAGCGUAAGGCAGCUAAAGGUCCUCUCAAACUUGGAGCGCGUAAGCUGGACUGAUUCUGGUCAAACAGGGAGGCUGGGGAUGUGGACCACGGGGGGCCCAGGAGUGGAAGGAGGUUCCACUAGAAACGAGUAAAGAAAACUGUGAACAGGCCUUUUUUGACCAAAAAAAACCCAAAACAAAGGCCUGGAUACUGAACAGAAGAAGGGUUUUGGACUUCCAGGCUUUGGAUUUUCUGCUUUUUCUCAUGACAGGACUGAUGGAGAUUAAGGUAAAGGCAGAACUGUGACGGAAAACCCAAAGAGAUGUAAAGAGGGAUGCAACGACAUGUUCAUACAGCAUAAAGUUGCUGUUGUACAGUAAAUGUGUAUACCCUGCGCAUCAUGUGGUACAUAACUUUUUUUUUUUUUAAAGAUGCAUAUGUAUAGCAGAACGUCCUGUAAUUUACGCUGAAUGUGUUUCAUUAAGCUCUGUAUUCACACACAUGGAUAUGGCUGUUUUUAGUCCAUCUGCUCCAGAUUUUAGGCUGAAAAGCAGUCCAUGCAUGCACCUGUGUGGCCUAGCAACCAAUCUUCAUCGCAUCAAAUUACACCCGAGUCUUCACUUUGCACAUUUAGCACUGCAUCUACUUUAUGAGAGCAGCGGAUCGGCUGCAGUUCUAUCAAUGAAACCUUUUUUUAUUAUUAUUACUAUUAUUAUUUUUGGGUCGAUAAUGAAGCCUCUGGUGCAAGAGCAAAAAAUAGAAAGCUGUUGGUUUAUAAUCGAAACCUCAACUGUUUUCAUGUCUCUCCAUUUAAAGAAGAGUUUACAGUAGUUUCUUCUGGGUGUUUUUUGGGGGUAAUAUCAAAAGUAUCCAGUAGGGGUCAGUGCUGACACAAGGAAAAGCUCCAGUUUAACCAUUCAUGGUUUGGUCCGUACUAAAGUCGGUAGAGUCUGUUUUGUUGUACGGCUUGUGCCUUUUUAUUUAGCUACAGAUCUACGCUUACAAUGAACCCCAUAAACCUAAAUCUGCACCAAUAAAACGUGGAUCUUAAACUCCUCAAAUCAGUAGACAGUUUUUUAACCCCAACAUUCAUUGUAGCCUUUUAUUUUCUGUUUCUGUUGGAUGUGACAUGAUGUCAGGGGUUUGUACUGAUGAAAUGUCUCAUGGGUCAAGUCACGGUGCAUGUGUGCUAUUCCAGAAUAAAAACCAAUGUUAACUUA
Molecule: messenger RNA, 3874 nt
Organism: Fundulus heteroclitus (mummichog)
Lineage: Eukaryota; Metazoa; Chordata; Actinopteri; Cyprinodontiformes; Fundulidae
Gene: scyl1
Product: SCY1-like, kinase-like 1
Exons: 19
Coding region: 145-2727 (860 amino acids)
Biological process (GO): protein phosphorylation
Molecular function (GO): ATP binding; protein kinase activity
Source: RefSeq, a predicted model, not a curated record